CUUAAGAGAUUUGUCUGCUCAUAUUAGCGCACAAAUGAUUCUCAGAAAGAUCUGAAUCCUUGAAGAAAUAAAUCCCAAAUAAUAAUUAUAAAAAUUACUAAACUUCCAUGUCAUUUAACAAUUUUUGUCUCUCUUCAUGCAGCUUAUAUUUUAAAAAGGGGGAAAAAAAAAGGAACUUGAGCUUCUGCAAUCUUUGUUGAUCACAUGAGUAUUACCGUUUCAUAAUGCCUUUGUCUCCUAGAUGGUUAAUCUCGUACUCUCUCAUUAAGGAUUUUGAAGUUGCCUUCCUUUGGUGUUCAGAUGAAGAGAAAGAAGAUAUGGUGUAGAUUACUGUUGUCUUGAGUGGGUUAUGUCAUGUAACGUUCUCCCCUACACCUCAGAUGAACCACUGGAAACCAUUUUGAUGCUGUUCUCUUCUGCUCCAGUUUGUGGUCUCUUCCAGAAUCUAAUCCAUCAGACCUGGAAGCACAAAGAAUAUGGUACCUUGUGCAAAGAUGUCAAAUGCGUUGCCAUUUAUCUUGCUCUUCAUAUUCCCACUGCUGCUGUCAGGGGCUUGGUUUCCCAAAACUUUACCCUGUGAUGUUAAAUCUUCAGAAGGUACUGUGACAGUGGACUGCACCGACCGGCGCCUUACAGAAGUCCCCAGAGGGAUCCCUGGAAAUGCUACCAACCUUACCCUGAGUAUUAACCAUAUUCCCAAUAUCUACCCAACAUCCUUUGAUCGUCUUGAAAAUCUCCAGGAGAUUGACUUCAGAUGCAACUGUGUGCCUGUCAAACUGGGGCCCAAAGAUCAUGUGUGCACCAGCCCCCUGAAAAUUGAGAAUGGCACUUUUGCUGCCCUGACAAGACUGAAGUCGUUGUAUUUGGAUGCAAACCAGCUGGCAGAAAUACCCCAAGGUCUUCCUGCUACUUUAACCUUGCUGAGCCUGGAAGCAAACCAUGUCUUUUCUAUCCAGAAAUCCAGCUUCUCGGAGCUAGGAAACAUAGAGGUAUUGUAUCUUGGACAGAACUGCUACUACCGCAAUCCAUGCAAUGUUUCCUUUGAAAUUGAGGAAAGAGCCUUCCUGGCACUGAAAAAGUUAACAAUACUAUCCCUCAAGUCCAACAACAUAACACAAAUCCCACCCAAUUUGUCAUCUACUUUAAGGGAACUGUACAUUUACAACAACAAGAUUCAAGAGAUUCGAGAACAGGAUUUCAGUGGCCUUCUCAACCUAGAAAUUCUCGACCUAAGUGGCAAUUGCCCACGUUGCUAUAAUGCCCCAUAUCCUUGCAUUCCCUGUCCCAAGAGCUCGAUUCAGAUACAUUCAAAAGCUUUUGACUACUUGGAAAACUUAAGGAUUUUGCGACUUCACAGUAACUCUCUUCAGAGCGUACCCAGCAGCUGGUUUAAAAACAUCAAGGAUCUCAAAGAACUUGACCUCUCCCAAAAUUUCCUCAUGAGGGAAAUUGGAGAUGCUCAGUUCCUGACAUUUCUUCCCAGCCUUGUGCAGCUUGAUCUGUCCUUUAACUUUGAACUGAAGGUGUAUUCUCCUUUCUUGAAUCUUUCUAAGACAUUUUCCUCCCUCUCUAACCUGGAAACCCUGAGGCUCAAGGGUUAUGUCUUUAAAGAACUGAGGGCAAAAGAUCUUCAACCACUGCUCAGCCUAAGAAAUCUAACCAUGCUGGAUCUUGGGACUAAUUUUAUUAAAGUUGCAGACAUGACAGUGUUUGAAGAAUUCCCAGCUCUUAAGUUCAUUGACCUGUCAGUGAAUAAAAUUUCUCCUUCUUCAAGAGAAAGCAACUUCUAUGGAUUUUGCUCUAAUCCUGGCAUUUCAGUUGAGCAAUACAACAAGCAAGUGCAACAAGAGAUGCAUUAUUUCAGAUAUGACGAGUAUGAGCGAAGCUGCCGUUCCAAAGACAUAGAGGCUUCUUCCUACCAAUCUUUAGUUAAGGAAGAUUGCCUUAACUAUGGAAAAACUCUGGAUUUAAGCAGAAACAAUGUAUUUUUUGUUAAUCCCUCAGACUUCCAGGGACUUAGCUCCCUCAAAUGUCUCAACUUGUCAGAUAAUGCAAUAAGUCAAGCUUUAAAUGGAAGUGAAUUCUCUUACUUGUCUGGAUUGAAAUAUCUGGAUUUUUCUAACAACAGGGUUGAUUUGCUGUAUCAAAUGGCUUUCAAAGAACUAAAAUUAUUAGAAAUUCUAGAUCUGAGCAAUAACCAGCAUUAUUUUGUGGCAGAAGGUGUUACUCACGUUCUUAAUUUUUUGAAAAACCUAGCCCAUUUGAGGAAGCUGAUGAUGAAUGAGAAUGACAUUUCUAGCACUAUUGAUACAGGAAUGGAAAGCCAAUCUCUUAGAAUUUUAGAAUUCAGAGGAAAUCGUUUAGAUGCUUUAUGGAUGGAUGGCAAUGCUAGAUACUUGUCCUUCUUUGAAAAUCUGACCAGUCUGGAAGAACUGGAUAUUUCCUUCAACUCACUUAGUUUUUUGCCUCAUGGUGUUUUUGAAAAAAUGCCUCCCAGUCUGAAGAUCCUCAACUUAACAAAUAAUCAACUGAAGAGUUUCAUCUGGGGAAACCUCCCCUCUCUGAAGAACCUAGUAACUCUGGAUCUGAGCAAUAACCUUCUGACUAAUGUUCCCCGAGAGCUGUCCAAUUGCACUUCAUCUCUCCAAGAACUGAUGCUCCGAAACAAUCGCAUUCACACGCUAACCAAAUAUUUUCUCAGAGGUGCUUUUGAACUGAGGUACUUAGACCUCAGCUCAAAUAAGAUUGAAAUAAUUAAGAGAUCUAGCUUCCCUGAAAAUGUCAUUAACAACCUGAAGAUGUUGCUUUUGCACGGCAAUCCUUUUAAGUGUAACUGUGAGGCUGUGUGGUUUGUCUGGUGGAUCAAUCGGACGCAGGUGACCAUUCCUCUUCUGGCCACUGACGUCACCUGUGCUGGCCCAGGGGCACAUAAAGGCAAGAGCGUGGUUUUCUUGGAUCUGUACACCUGUGAGCUGGACACGUCGUAUUUGAUCCUGUAUGCUCUGUCAGCUUCGGCCAUCCUUGCCUUGAUGGUGUUUGCAGUGAUGAGCCAUCUCUACUUCUGGGAUGUGUGGUACAGCUACCAUUACUGCGCUGCCAGGCUGAAAGGCUAUCGGCGCUUGUCUUCACCAGCUGCUUGCUACGACGCCUUCAUUGCCUAUGACAGUGAAGAUCCAGCUGUGAAUGAGUGGGUGCUGCAAGAGCUGGUUGAAAGGCUGGAAAACCAAAAAGCCAGGCAGUUCAAUUUAUGCCUGGAAGGAAGGGACUGGCUCCCAGGACAGCCGGUCUUUGACAACCUUUCCCAGAGCAUUCAGCUGAGCAAAAAGACCAUCUUUGUGCUGACCAACAGGUACAUUAAAAGUGGCCGCUUCAAGACAACAUUUUAUAUGGCUCAUCAGCGGCUUCUGGAUGAAAAGAUGGAUGUCAUUAUCUUGGUAUUUCUUGAGCAGGUUUUGCAGAAGUCCCGCUAUGUCCGUCUGAGGAAGAGGCUGUGCAGAAGUUCAGUCCUGGAAUGGCCAACUAAUCCUCAAUCUCAGCCCUACUUCUGGCAGUGCCUGAAAAAUGCCAUAGCUAUGAGUAAUUCUCUGGCUUACAACAAGCUUCUCCAAGAAACUGUUUAGUUCUACCCUUUCCCUUAAAUUUUGUUAUGAUGCACAAGACAAAAAAAUCCUCAACAAAGCAUUCUGAACUUAAUUUGCAGAAACUGUCAAAGCAGGGAAGAUAUACCUUUUUGAUGUUAUACCCCAAGAUGAAAGGCACAAUUUCUCUGAAAUUCUAUAAUUCCAAAUUGAAUAGAAAGUGUUACCAGAACAGAUAUUUAGUUGACAUGCACUUUGCUUUGUGCUGAUAUCUGCACCGCAAGGGAAGAUGCUAAAAUGGGAAGGUAUGGUAGUUCAGGUUCUGUAGGGCUUACAAUUUGCUUUGUGAAAGCAAGGAAGGGGAGCAGGACAGCAGAGGGGAACAGGCACAAGGCAGGUGAUGAAAGUUGAGUAAAUCAAGGAGGAGGUGAGACUAGACAAAGAAAGGAAAGUAAAAGGAAAAAAAGAGAAAGUGGAAGUAGUGGUAAGAAAGGAGAAACAUGCAGCUAUACUAUAGCAUAGAAGAAGUUCAGAUACAUUUACUGCCAAUUUCCAAAUAAAGUUUUCACUUUGCCUUUCAUCUGCCUCCUGGGCUGUUGGCUGAGCUGGCUCCUCCCUGAAGACUUUAGAGCUCCUCUCUAAUGUUGUACUAUCUGUUUGAGGACCUUUUCCACCCAAGCCAUGAGUGACCACUCUUUCUAUAGUUUGGGUGUUUGCUGCUCUCGCCAGGGCUGGAGCCUGAGGACAUGCCACCUGUCCCCAGAAGAAAAUUUAGACAGAAUUUGGAAGUGAAAAGCAUGUAAGAUCAGGUCUCACAAGGAAAACAUUCCCGUUUCUUUAGCUGUGCUGUGGUUCUCCAGAGCAGCCUUAAGCCCUCCUUUGCCUCUUUGUUCCUCAGGUAGGUCCCUCUCCCACAGCAGCUGAAGUAGCGCUACUAAACACUUGAGAUAGGAAUGGGUUUGACUUUAGGGACAACCUGAAGAAAUGAAGAAACAUAAACACCUGUGCCUGUUCCCCACUCUGUUUCACAGUACAGACUCGUUGAACACAUGAGAGUAUUUCAAGUGAAACUUUUUGUAAUGGUAGCCUCAGCCUCUGAGCAUGACAUAGGCAGGUUCUCUGCUUGAUGUGAUGAUGGCUGUUUUGGGAGAAGCAGCACAUUUUCACCUUGCUGGGUGCUUCUGUCUGCAGCAGUCUGGGCAGCUUCUCCCCUCUUGAUCAAAGCCCUUUUUCUUUUCUGGCAACUAGUCUUGGUGACAUCUCUGCCUGAUAUUGUCACUGUUAACUGCUUUAAACUUGUUUAUUUUAGAUGCCACCUGCAUUUCCUCACCUAAGUGUUCUGGCUGAUUCUUUCUUUUGACAAGAAGACAGAAAAAAAAAAAAAAAAGAACACAAGAAAAGAAACUUCAUAUAAUAAUAUUACAGAUUAGAAGUGGCUUUCCCUCUCAAUUUUUCAUAACAUUUUUACUGAUUGAAUGUAGACGUAGGAAAAAGAUGAGGACCUGGUUAAAAUGGGAGGUUUAGAGUUAUAUUUUAAUAAUGUGUAUUUCUGGUGGUUUUGUUUGUAAGCCUAAACAAUCUGUAUGAAUAAAUAUAACAUAAGCUGUAAUGUGACUCUCUUCAUAAGGUAGUACUUGAAACAGGAACCUCUAUCCCACAGUUACUCCCACACCAUCUCCCUCUGCCUCCCCACAAAAUAUCUAUUUGGAGCAGAUCCUCUUUCUCAGCCUCACUGACAGGGGCAGGAACACUAGGUCACUUAGCCUUUCUGAGGUUGAGAUGAGAGGUAUUUUUUCCUCUUCCAUUAAGAAGCAUGCACAGGAUGGGUAUGAGAUGAGUAGAAAUGAGUAGAAAUUGAUAUAGGUAUUAAGGGAGGUGAUGAGGAAAGGUAUCCUCUUUGAUUUGUUGCUUGUUAACAAGAAGGUCUUAUGGGUGAAUUGGUGAUUGGUGGACAUUUUGGACCAUGAAGCAGUUGAAUUUAAGAUAUCUAGUGACAGGAGGAAAAUAGCCAGGAAAAUUCUGAAUGUGAGAAGAGUAGACUUCAGGCUGCUCAGGGAAGUCUUUUGUAAGGUCCCCUAGUAAAAUGGUUUUGAAGAUUCUGGGAUCUACCAGUGUGGUCAAAAUUUAAACACCAACUUCUUGGAGCACGGGAACAUGUAAUUCCAAAAUGCUUGAAAUAAAACUGGUGAGGCAGAAGGCUGGCUUGGCUGACCAGGGAUCUUUCUGUGGAGCUAAGGAAGAUAAAAGAAAGUGUAUGGCCAGUGAAAGGAAGGCUGAGUGACUGGGGAAGAUGUUGUGGUUUAAUCCCAACUGGCAAGUAAGCACCAUACAAUCAUUCACUCACUUCUCCCCAUGGUGGGGUUGGGAAGAUGAAUCAGAAAAGAAGUAUAACACUUGCUGGUUGAGAUAAGGACAGUUUAGUAGUUAAAAUGAAGUAAAAUAUUGCAACAACAACAAUAGUAAGAAAAAAAUCAAGAGAGAGAGACAGAGGGAGAGAAGAAAACACAUGAAUGACAAGCAGUGUACAAUGAAUAGCUCACCACCUGCUUACUGAUGCACAGCCCAUCUCCACACCACAAUCAGAUCCCAUUCUGUGUUACUCCACCAGUUUAUAUACUGGGCAUGACAUUCUAUGGCGCGAGAUACCCCUUUGGCCAGUUGGCACAGCUGUCACAGCUGUGUCCCCUCACUUGGGCACUUCUCUCUGGCAGAGCUUGGAGCUUGUUUGCCUGGUUGGUGUAGCUGUGUCCAAAUUACAAACUACUGAAGAGUUCUGAGGUUUCUGUACAUGAGGGUGUUGUGAUAAUAUAGCUUGUGAUUUGGUGUGAGGUCCAUUAGGAGGAGGAACUAUGAAUUUUUUUCCAAUUUAAAAGUGGACUUUUACAGCUGCACUAACAAGUCUAUAUGUCAUUCUCCCUUCAGAGGGCAGGUCAUAGAGACAUUUCAUGAAUAUCUCAUCCUAAUGCAUGAGUUUAAGAAGGAUGCAUGAUGCAAUUAUUUUAAUUGCAACCCAAAAGUAGGGUUUUCCUCCAUUAGCUCUGUAGGUGUUUGCAUUGAGAAUACUUUCAGUAAGGCAAAGUGGCUGCUGCUCCAGGUUUAUGUGUGCAGCAAGUUGGUCUUGAAUAACCAUUUCAUAUGGACAUCAAAGUAUCUGAUGUACUGUAAACACCCACUGUGAUGACCAAAGAAUGUUCUGCAUCAAUUGCUGCUUCCUUACAGAAAUUGUAACAGACCAUGGCUAGAUUUAGUAUUUAGCCUAUGUGGCCUGGAAAAACCAUACAUGGAAUGUAAGAAGCAGAAAGAGGAUAAAGGAAGAAGAAUAUUGGUGAAUUAACUGAUUUUUUACCAUUCUUUUGGAAUUGGAAGAAAAAAAUGUGCUAUUUGCAUUACUGCCACUAGUGUGACACAAAAAUAGUAAUCACUGAAAUUUGGUAAGAACCAUCUAUACUUACAGCACAGGUUUAUAUGACUAUAAAAUCCUCUCUGAUUUCUUUGAUCUCUCUGUUUUUAAGAACUGACAUAUGAGGAACUUGCAGGUGCCUUCCCUGUGAAAAAAAAUUUAUAUUUGAAGUAACUUCUGAAAUCAAAGCAAGUCUGAUUUCAACAUAGCUUGUUUAGUCUCUUGUUCUGCAAUAAAAUUGGGGUGCUAUGUA
Messenger RNA from Taeniopygia guttata (zebra finch), 7231 nucleotides. Its product is annotated as toll-like receptor 7. Gene Ontology annotation, molecular function: pattern recognition receptor activity; protein binding. Lineage: Eukaryota; Metazoa; Chordata; Aves; Passeriformes; Estrildidae. Gene Ontology annotation, biological process: positive regulation of interleukin-6 production; defense response to virus; canonical NF-kappaB signal transduction. Gene Ontology annotation, cellular component: plasma membrane. The record is from RefSeq and is a predicted model, not a curated record.